AUGUCUGAUUUGAUUGAAUUGCAGAGAAGGUACCUGAUAGGGGCUCUGAGUCAGAUCGAGACGAAAAAUAACUUGAAGUUUUUGAUUAUCGAUAAAACUGUAGAGACUAUAUUAAGCUACCUUUUCCUCACGCCUCAAGAACUUCUAAACAAUGUCACUUCUGUCGAUUUGAUUGAUUCCCCCACAAGGAAAGGCCAGUCCUCGAUUGAUGCUAUUUAUAUAUUGGAGCCUACAAAGUACAACAUCAAUUGUAUCGACGCUGACUUUAUCGCCAGACCAUCAAAGUACAGAAAAUGUCACAUUAGAUUUUUACCGGGGUUAACUAACCCUAUAUUCCAGUUUUUCCAAUCAAAACGUUAUAUUGCUCAAAAUUUGGAGUCAUUCAAGCCCAUUGAAUUGGGAUUUUUCGUCAAAGAGUCCCAAUUCUUUCAAACUUUACAAAUUGAACACUCAUUACAGGUUUUUUACAACGACAGCUGCAAAGCCCUAAUUCCCACUAAUGUGAGAAAGGUUGUGGGCUCUUUGGUUAGUUUGUGUGUCAUUACUGGAGAAUAUCCGAUUGUCAGGUAUUCUGUGCCAAAUCCUAUAGAGGAGGAAGACGCCCGUAGUGGAAAUACCGCGGUCAACUCAAAUUCUUUGACUAGGUCUAUUGCGAAUGCUUUCCAGAUAGCGAUUGAUACAUAUGCUCGUAACAAUCCAGAUUUUCCUCCUCCAAAUACUGAAAGGCCGCGGUCUAUUCUGGUAAUCACUGAUAGAACGCUGGACCCUUUUGCCCCAAUAUUGCAUGAUUUCAGUUAUCAAGCAAUGGCCUAUGACUUGGUCCCCAAUGUGGACACACGAAAGGAUGUAUACCACUAUUCUGCAGAGAACGAAGCAGGUGAACAAGAGGAAAAAGUUUCAAAAUUGGUGGAUUUGUAUGAUCCUGACUGGAUUGAUUUGAAACAUCAACAUAUCAUGGAUGCUAACGAAUACAUUCAGGGCAGGAUCAAAGAAUUAAUUGCAAAAAAUCCACUUCUCGUUGACAGAUCAAACGUAAAGAAUACUACCGAUUUAUUAAGUGUAGUAGCACACUUAAAAGAUUUUGACGAAGAAAGGAGAAGGUUGAUUUUACAUAAAACUUUGGUUGACGAAUGUUUAGGGCAAAAUGCGGAAAGAAAGUUGGCCGACAUUUCUACCAUUGAACAAAGCCUAUCCGGAUUUGGAAUGGAUUUUAGUGGUGAGAAAAUAAGGCAUAUCGUUAAUGAUCUCUUACCUGCAUUAGCGAUGAAGGAACCAACAACAUUGGAUAAGCUGCGUUAUAUUAUUGCAUAUGCCCUUUUCAGAGGUGGAAUUAUUGAGUUGGACUUCAUCAAACUACUAAAUUUUAUUGGAAUUACUCAUGAACAUGAAAAAUACCAAAAGUAUCUGAAAAUCUUCAGAAAUUACGGUCUGAUAAACUUCAAAUUGAUUAAAGAUAAACCAAAGGAUAAACCGUUUCUAAAGGAAUGGUUUCAUGAUACUUUAGUGAAUGAUCCAAAUAUCUACCACACUUCAAGAUUUGUUCCAGCUGUAGGAAAUAUUUUGUCAAAAGUUAUAGCGAAUCCCCUGUUAUUGAGCGAACAAUAUUUCCCUUAUUUGAAGGACAAACCAAUCGAACUAUUGAACGAAGAAGAAUUUCAGGCUGGGUUGGCGAACACGUCCGCUAAUUCUUCCUCAUCCUUGAGGAAUCCACGCCAUAAAGCAGCUUGGACCACGAAAAGCCCGAAUGUAAAGAAGAACAUAGCAAGACAAAGAUUUUUUUAUUACAUUAUUGGUGGUAUAUCAGUUUCUGAAAUAAAAGCUGCUUAUGAUCAGUCAAACUUGAAAAAUAGAGAUAUUUUCAUAGGCAGUGACGAAAUUUUAACCCCAACCAGGUUCUUAGAUGAAGUGGAAUAUUUACAAAACUCAAGAGAAUUUUUCAAAUUUAAGGAAGAUCAAUGCCAGCAAAUAAACCCACCUGAUUUCCUUUUGAGAGAAAUGAAACCAGUAGCACAACCAGUCUCCCAUGUUCAUUUGAAAAGUCAGAAUGACGGACCCAAGUCUGGUACUUCUACUCCAAAAGUACCGGGCUCUCCAAGGCCAGAGGUCCCUGAAAAAGAGAAAAAACGUAGUAAAUUUUCAAGAUUCUUAAGAAAAUCACACCAUGAUAAAUGA
Saccharomyces kudriavzevii IFO 1802 is the source of this 2172-nucleotide messenger RNA. It is a transcript of the gene SEC1, whose product is annotated as Sec1p. Gene Ontology annotation, biological process: vesicle-mediated transport; intracellular protein transport. Gene Ontology annotation, cellular component: secretory granule; plasma membrane. The transcript has a single exon. Bases 1 to 2172 code for a protein of 723 amino acids. Gene Ontology annotation, molecular function: syntaxin binding. Lineage: Eukaryota; Fungi; Ascomycota; Saccharomycetes; Saccharomycetales; Saccharomycetaceae. The record is from RefSeq and is a predicted model, not a curated record.